ACAUUAAUUGUUGUACUUUUGUUAAGUAAAGUCAUGAAGUUUCUGACAUUUUGUAUGGUUUUAAGCCUGUUUUAUUUGGAAAUUUAUGGAGAAAGCUACAAAGAUGCAAAAGUCGUUGACUUUACAAUUGAUACUGAGAAGCAAUUAGAAGCACUGAAGCGUUUGGAGCUGGAUGAUGGGUUUAAGUUCUGGAUAUCACCAUAUCAAGUUGGUAUCAAGACUCAGCUCAUCAUUUUAGCACAAAAGUUUAUAGAAUUCCAAGAACUUGCUCAGGAAACUGGACUUAUUUAUCAACUUAUUACUGAUGAUGUUCAAAGCUGGUUUGAUAAAGAAAAACCUGAACGAUCAAGAAGAAGGAAAGAAGGCGAAAUAGUAUUCGAUGAAUACAAAACGUAUGAAGAAAUUUUAAACUUUCUCGACCAAAUGCAUGCAGAUUAUCCAAAUGUGACUGAAAUCUUUACUCUUGGCACUUCAUUUGAGGGAAGAGUUAUUAAAGGAAUCAAAAUCACUAAAAAUGAAGACAGUCCAAUCUUAUUUAUUGAUGCACAUAUUCACGCAAGAGAAUGGAUAGCUUCGGCAUCAGCUGUGUGGCUGAUUCAUGAGCUGUUGACAACACAAGAUGUAAAUGUUAGAGAACUUGUUGACGGAUUGACUUGGAUUAUUAUUCCACUAUUGAAUCCUGAUGGAUACAUUUACAGUCAAAAUGUUGAUCGUACAUGGAGAAAAACGCGUUCAACUAAUGCAUCAAUGUUAUGUACUGGAGCUGAUCCUAAUAGGAACUUUGCUUAUAAUUUUAUGAUGGGUGGAGCAUCCCAAGUAGCUUGCACUGACACUUUUGCCGGACGUGCACCAUAUACAGAACCAGAAGUGAAGGCGCUUGUCGAUUAUUAUGAAAAAGUUCAUGAAAAGGUCAAAAUUUAUUUGUCAUUCCAUUCCGCUGCUGAGAUGAUCUUGUAUCCAAUGGGACAUACUGGUACAUUUGAGGAAGUUCCAAAUGUUGCUGAUUUGGACGCCAUAGCUGCAGCUGCUGCAACUGCAAUUAAAGUAAGAUACGGAACAAACUACGUCUAUGGAAAUUCCUACAAUACACUGUCUGUUGCAUCUGGAACCAGUAAGGAUCACAUGUAUGGACACUUUAAGACACCAAUUUCCUAUACAUAUGAAUUUAGAGUUGCUAAGAAUGGACUCAGAUUCGUACUUCCAGCUGAUGAAAUUAUUCCAAACUCUGAAGAAAUGUUUGAUGGAAUUUUGGCAAUGAUUGUAAAAUCAAAGGAACUUGGGUAUUUUUAAGGAAAUUUAUCAUGCUGGAUGUGAUUGUGGUGGUUAAAAAUCGAUUAAAAUCGACAUGCU
Messenger RNA from Chironomus riparius, 1350 nucleotides. The record is from the annotation of a GenBank genome assembly. NCBI's taxonomy places the organism in Eukaryota, Metazoa, Arthropoda, Insecta, Diptera, Chironomidae.